Molecule: messenger RNA, 947 nt
Organism: Perca flavescens (yellow perch)
Lineage: Eukaryota; Metazoa; Chordata; Actinopteri; Perciformes; Percidae
Product: fibroleukin
Exons: 4
Coding region: 1-735 (244 amino acids)
Biological process (GO): fibrinolysis; positive regulation of heterotypic cell-cell adhesion; blood coagulation, common pathway
Cellular component (GO): fibrinogen complex
Molecular function (GO): protein-macromolecule adaptor activity; extracellular matrix structural constituent
Source: RefSeq, a predicted model, not a curated record
AUGGCCAAACGACUUGUUGCACCCUUGGACAGGUUACAUCCCCAGGACUGUGCAGAGAUUUACAGGCUUGGGAUCAAAGAGAAUGGAAUCUACACCAUCCAGCCUGACCUGCAAAGGCCGGCAUUGGAGGCUAAAUGUGACAUGGAGAUGGCAGGUGGUGGGUGGACAGUGAUCCAGAAUCGGCGGGACGGCUCGGUGGACUUCAACAGGACAUGGCAGGAAUACCGGGAGGGCUUUGGCGGUCCGCAGGGAGAGCACUGGCUGGGGAACGCAGCGCUGCAAGCCCUUACCUCCACUGGCCAGCACCAACUCCGCAUCGAGCUGGAGGACUGGCACCAGCAGAAACGCCAUGCUACCUACAGCAACUUCAAAGUGGCAUCAGAGGCACAGAGGUAUCGUCUAACAGCACGGGAGUACUCUGGUGAUGCAGGCAACGCAUUGAGCUACAGCAAACGUUACAACCAUGAUGGCAGAUCCUUCAGCACGUCUGACCGAGACCACGACCGCUAUGCAGCUGGAAACUGUGGUCAGUACUACGGUGCAGGCUGGUGGUUUGAUGCCUGCUUGGCAGCUAACCUGAAUGGACGGUAUUACCGUGGGCGCUACAGUGGGGUGACCAACGGGAUCUACUGGGGGACAUGGUACAUCCUGACAGAUGGACAAACUGGAGAGCGCUACUCCUUCAAGAGGGUGGAGAUGAAGACGAGACCCAAAAACUUUGUAGGAACAUCCUAAAUAAUGAUGGCAAUUCUCACAGAUAAUCAUGUCAACCACACUUUUCUUUAGUCACUGUGUGGACAUCACUCUCCUCGAGCCUCUUUCAUGUCGCUCAGUAGUUACAUGCAGAUGGCAGCUAAUAGAUUAAAGAAAGAAACAUAGUAAUGUAAAAGAAAGUAAUGUGUAGACAUCCACUAGCAAACAGUUUGAAGCUUCACUCCAUAUUACGA